Molecule: messenger RNA, 3031 nt
Organism: Scheffersomyces amazonensis
Lineage: Eukaryota; Fungi; Ascomycota; Pichiomycetes; Serinales; Debaryomycetaceae
Exons: 1
Coding region: 322-2925 (867 amino acids)
Source: RefSeq, a predicted model, not a curated record
AUUAUCAUAUAGUUUUUAUUGUUUAUCAUUCGAUAAUUGAUAAUUCAAUCCUGUAAGACAUAAUAAACAAAUUUAAAGGAAUCGGCAUAAUGUGAAUCAUCCUGUAGUUUGAACAGUUUUGAUCUUAUGCUAUGCUUCUCCAUAUCACGUUCAGUUUGGGGGAAAUCCAAAACAAUGCGAAAUUCAAUUACAUAACCGAAUGCAGUAAUUUUUGCCAGCCAAUAUCAAUAUCUCUUAACUUUCUUAAACAACUAAGUAAACCAUCAAUACUAUAAACGUUGAGGAUCCAUAAGUUAUUUACGUUGAGUUCAGAACAAUUACAUGUCACAACCAACCAAUACUAAUCAGGGGACAGGUAGUAGUUGGAUCCCUAUGUGGAAUUCAAACCCCAGCUCAGUAGCAAGUUCAACACCAGAUAAAGAAAUAGAACUGAAUUCUAAAGUGAAAACUUCGGGAGGGAAACGACGUAAAGUAUCUGGAAAGGGUUUGUCUGAAAGGCCUUCCACUACAUCAUUGAAUUGGUUGUGGAGUUCAAAAGCUUCGUCUACUAAUGAAGCUGAUGAUAAAGAUCAUAAUGAUGAAUAUGAAGAUGAUGUAGAAGAUGAAGAUUAUACACCCGAUGAUAAUGGAGACGAAAUUGAUGAUCAUGUAUGGCAAAAUAGGAAGAAGGGUACUUGGAAUUUCUGGAGUUCAUCUUCGGGAGCAGCUGAGGCAGGUAGUAAUAGUAGCAAUAAUAACAACGAUAAUAAUGAUAAUAAUAAUAAUAAGGGGAAUGAUAAAGAUAAUGAUAAAGAGAAGGAAAAGGAAAAGGAAAAAGCGAAGGAGUCUAACGUGAAAGAGGAUGAAAUCUUGGAAGAUUUUACCAAUACAAUAGUCAAUUCAACUCCUUCAAUUCCAACCAAACAAGAAUUAAGUAAAGGUCUCAACAAUAAUGCUAGUCAAGAAGAUGAUGCUGUUUUAUAUAAACCUCAUGAUAAAACAACACAAUUCAAUCAAAUCAAUACUCAUAAAAAUGAAAAUUUGAAAGAAAAUGUCAUUGUACCGUCUUGGGAUCUGUGUCUACCUAAUCAUUCAACUCUUUUAUCAAAUUCUAGUACAAUUGCUCUGUUAUUAGGAAGUUCAUCAACUGCCAAUCAGGGUAAUUCUCAAAAUUCAAAGGUAGAUUUUAAAAGUUGGAGACAUUUCCUUAGUCAUUUAUCUUCAAGACUUGGUUUUAGUUCUGAGACAUUAACUGAUGUUGUUAACAAUAAUGAAGAACCUGUUACGGAAUCUAAUAAUGAAGAUAUUGUUGAAAAGGAAUUUAAUUUAUUAUAUGAAAGGACUUAUAAAUUAUAUGGACGUAGUUUAGCAAAAUUACCUACUCAUAAAAGAGGUUGUUUACCAAAUUAUAAUAAAUACUAUACAAAAUCAAAUGGUCAUGAUAAUGAUGUUUAUCGUUAUGAUCAACAAACUCAACUUGAAGAUGAUGCUAAUGAUCCAAAUACUAUAUCUAUAAGUAAUGAUCCUAUGGGGAAUUUAUUAAUUAAUAAUACUGGUAAUAAGAAUUCACAAGUUGUUGAUAAUUCUGAAAUUAUAACUCAUAAAUCAGGUCCAUUAAAAAAGAUUCAAAAAGUAUUAAUUAUUGGAGUUCAUGGAUUCUUCCCCACAAAAAUGAUUCGUCCUAUAAUAGGAGCUCCAAAGGGGACUUCACUUAAAUUUGCUAAUGAAGCAGAAAAAGCAGUUAUUCGUUAUUGUGUAGAGAAUAAUUUAAUAACGGAAACUGAAUCUAAUAUAAGUAUUCAAAAGAUUGCCCUUGAAAAGGAAGGGAAAAUAUUUGAUCGAGUCAAUUUCUUUACAGAAAUCUUAGAAAAAUGGCAAAAUGAAUUAAAUAAUGCUGAUUUCAUAUUUAUUGCAUCUCAUUCUCAAGGUUGUGUUGUUUCCAUAAUUUUAUUAGCAAGAUUAAUAAGUUUAGGAAUCUUAAAAGAUCCUAUAAAGAAAAGAAUUUCAAUUUUAGGUAUGGCAGGAAUUAAUAAUGGGCCAUUCUAUGGAGUUGAUAAAUCAUUCUUUAUGAAGGCUUAUUCAGCCAUUGAACAUGAUUCACUUAUAGAAUUAUUUGAAUUAACUAAAUUUACAAGUGAACAAUCAUUGGCUUAUAAGAAUUCCAUACAAAUAAUUAUUAAUUGUAAUGUUAAAUUAUGUUUUAUUGGAUCUAUAAAUGAUCAAUUGGUUCCAUUAUAUUCAGCAUUAGCUUCUCAUAUUUAUCAUCCUAAUAUUUAUCGAGCAUGUUAUAUAGAUCAUUCUGCUCAAACUCCAUUGUUUAUACAAAAGUUAGUAUCACUUUGUUGUCAAUUACAAAAUCUUGGAUAUUUUGAUAAUAAUGUAAUUAAAGAACUUAGUACAGUAUUAGCAGGUACAUUAACUGGUGGUGGACAUUCUAAAAUAUAUAAUGAUGGGAAAGUAUAUGAUCUUGGAAUUAAAUUUGCUUUGGAUACAGAUGAUAUUGUAAUACCUCCCACUAAUAGUAUACCAUUAUUUAGUCAAGAAACUGUGGCAACAUCAAUAGGAUCUUUACCAUUUGGAUUAACUACUACCACCAAUAAUAAUAAUAAUAAUAAUAGUAAUAAUAACACCACCACGACCACCACCACCUUACAAGUCAAUUAUCCUGUUUACAAUCGCAUCUACAUAAAGGAAUAUAAUGUGGGUAAAAUAGGUCACAAUCCUUUUAUUUUACCAUGGUGUUUACGAGGGUUACUAUUUAAUAUCGAAAAGAAUUGGCCCAAUAAUAAUCACUUAAUUAGUGUGGAAAGUGGUAAACAGUUAGGUAAAAAUGGGUACGAUGAAAUUAAUGAACUCUAUGAAUACUUUGAAAUAUGGAAACCAGAUUCCAAACCCCUUAAGGAUUUAAAAUUCCGACUUAAUGGAUUAAGAGCAUCUAAAUUGUAACGUUACCUCAUUAAUUACAUGUGGAAUAAUUAGAGUGAAAAAUUGACGCGACACGAAAUUUGUAUGUAGAUAUUUAAAGAAAUCAAAACAAACCUGUUAAUUAAAC